UAAGCGACGCUCAUAUACACAUUACUUGCUAAGCCGAAUAAUCUCCUAAAUAGCCAUUUUCUAAUCUCUCUCCUGCUGUUUACACGGCCCAAAGACCGUUAUCGCGUACACGGAACGCGCUCAAAAUGUAUUACCAAUAUUCAUGACGUUCGCAAUGAUUCAUGAACACCGCUUGAUAUACGGCAUCAUAUUUUAUUGUAGAAAAAUAAUGAGAUUGAUAAGUUUUCAUUGUUGACUCGAAGCAUGGAACGUAUGCACAAAACAUUGAGCCGUAACGGAUAUUGGACAAUAAAUCUCAUUGUGUUACUUUGUAAUUUCAAUACAAUUAUUACGGAAUCUUGCCAAUCAAAAAAUAGAACGUCGGCCUUUUUGCCUGCGGAUUGGCCGUGUGGUUGGAUGUCCGGGGAAAUACCUUUCGUCUUUAAUUUUUAUUCAAUUUCUGGUAUACAACGCCUGAUUAGCCUCGUGCAGAAAGGACAUAAUUAUUUGGAGAAGAGAUCAUGUUUAAAGUUUGUAGAAUACGAUCCGAUGUUGGCUGUCAAAAUUAAGAACUUUACGUAUUUGUUUUAUAAUUACUCUGGGGUUUUAGAGAGCUGCUGUUGGCCUUACUACAAUAGGCCCGUUGGACGCAGAAUGGUGCUAAUAACUCCGGUAUGUUCGCUUCCUUCUGAAGUCGCCCACGCCACGCUACACGGUCUUGGACUCGAACAUGCUCGCCACGACUCAUUCAACGAAAUAAAUGCUAAAGCGGCACUUUUCUCUUACCAGUGUCCCGAUAUACAAGUUAAAUUACAGAGCUUUGAAGGUAUUCGCCGUUCAUAAUUUUAAAGACAUAUUUUAAUACAUAUUUACGUAGUUUUGUAAAUG
Messenger RNA from Trichoplusia ni (cabbage looper), 867 nucleotides. RefSeq lists its product as uncharacterized. Gene Ontology annotation, molecular function: metalloendopeptidase activity. NCBI's taxonomy places the organism in Eukaryota, Metazoa, Arthropoda, Insecta, Lepidoptera, Noctuidae. The coding region runs from base 244 to 822 and encodes 192 amino acids. Gene Ontology annotation, biological process: proteolysis. The record is from RefSeq and is a predicted model, not a curated record. The transcript is spliced from 4 exons.